This is a messenger RNA of Diorhabda sublineata, 3088 nucleotides long. RefSeq lists its product as uncharacterized. The record is from RefSeq and is a predicted model, not a curated record. Gene Ontology annotation, molecular function: chitin binding. Lineage: Eukaryota; Metazoa; Arthropoda; Insecta; Coleoptera; Chrysomelidae. The transcript has 4 exons. Bases 191 to 1879 code for a protein of 562 amino acids. Gene Ontology annotation, cellular component: extracellular region.
AGUUAGUACAGCGCUUUAGUACCAUGACUGUUAUUUCCACAAAACUAGGCAGUAAAUAAACAAUAAUUAGAACGAUAGUCCAAGUGUUUCAAUUUUAACAUAAUUAUGACUGUUGGUAUGAUUUUUUCGGUUCUUAAUCAGACUUUCAUGUGAAUUUUUUAUCUUGGAAUUUACAAGACGAACUCACAACAUGAGGAACGUAAUUUUUUUAACAAUAUUUCUUAUGGUUCGUAUUGAUCGAUCUAUCGAAAUAACGACAAUACACCAUGACAAACCGGAAACAGCCACCAUACAUAUCGCGUCGUCGAUGGAGAGCAAUACCACCGGACAGGAUCUGAAUAAAAUACCAUUAAGUCAAUCGGAACGUCACAAACGACUCCUUCCUUACAUUAAUUUCUACAAGUCUCAACCUAAUAACCGGAUCGUAUACGAAAAACCGCCGAAAGGAAGUUACACACUUCACCGCGAGCAACGGCCGAAUAAUAACGCCAAAUUUAACCCAUUUACCGAAAGUAAUUUAGCACCCGGACCGUUCAAGCCGAUUCUACCUCGAAUAAUCAACGUUCAAUACGUUCCAACAAAUCAAAACAAAAUCCCCAAUUUCGGUGAAAUAUACGACAAGUUGUCCCAGUUGAAAUUAUCGCAAAACCGAAGACCAAGUUAUUUUCAAAUAAAACGACCGAUAUCGCAACAAAACUUUCUAUCAAAACCGCAAAUUUAUAAUAAGCAGAAACUAAUCCAACCCUCAAAAACCACAGUAGAAACUUACACGCCGAGAAACGUCGAUAUACCGAGUGAACAAGAUUAUCAAUUGUCAAAUUUGUAUUCGGAUAAUAAACCGUACGUAAAUCAACAAAUAGCCGUAGAAAUCCCGCGAUCUAGUAUAGAUAUUCAAGAAAACUAUAACGGAUACUUGUAUCAAGAUCGUAAGAAACCUUUCAUCAUUGUUUCCGCUAAUAAUCGGGACGAAACUAGUAAAGAAAUCUACGUGAGACCAAUAAACAAUCAAUAUCAAUCGCCGCCUCAAUACCGAACUGAUCUAAAUCCCAAUUACGAACCGUUUCCCGAGCAUAAACACACCCCGAUGCAACCAGAUUAUCCCAACGCGAAAAAUCCUAUCAAUUUAUCCGCCAUUUUGAAAUAUCUACAAGCUGUCAACGCCUUACCGAAAACCCUCACUUCCCAUAACAUCGAUAAUAGCAUAAAAACUUUGGUCAACAUUUUGAAUUCGUUAAAAAAACAGCAAAAAUUAACGAAACCCGAAUAUACCGAUGAAAUUGAAAACGAAGCAGAUCUGUAUCAUCCUAAUUACAUCAGUGAUUUGUAUCCGGAAGAUACCGAAGAAGGGGGAACGCCCGGGAAACCCGGAGUUGAUUAUCCGGCUCUAUCUACCAUACCUCGUACUAGUUUUAAUUGUAAAACUCAGAGAUAUAAAGGAUUUUUUGGAGAUCCUGAUACCAACUGCCAAGUUUGGCACUAUUGUGAUCUGAAUGGAGGACAAGCUUCGUUUCUUUGCCCCAAUGGAACGAUUUUUAGUCAAGUAGCUUUGACUUGCGAUUGGUGGUACAACGUUAAAUGCGCGUCUACGCCCCAAUUAUACGUGUUGAACGAAAGACUCUACAAAUAUAUCAUCCCCCUAUCGCCGAAAUUUCCCGAGGAUUAUACAGGACCCCUAGUUGACAAAUAUUUAGCACUGAAAUUUCAAGAAAUGGAAGAUAAAAUGAAAAAGGAGAAGAAAGGGAAAGAGGAUAAGACGGAACCAGAGAAAGGGGAGCAUCAGGAAAGCGAAAAGGAAGACGUCGGAAAAGUAGUUAAACUUAAUGCGCCUUUACAUAAAGAAACUUUGGAAACAGUGGAAAAUGAUAAUGGAAAAGAAUAAAUAUUCUAAUUUUAUGAAAACUAAAUAAUCGAAAAUAUUUAUUUUGUUAGCCGUGGUAAGAUUUACGCUUGAAAUUGUAAAUUAUACACUCAUUUAAUUGGUAAAAAUAUAUUAUUCAAAAUAUAUUGUUCAUUAUCGCAAUGAUGACCCUGUAUAUUACAAAAUAAUGUUAAAAUGUGAAGCCUUUAACUCUUUACAGCAUCAUUUGAUGUGUUCGUACUACGAAACGUUUUUAUAUCUCUUCAGACAACUAGGAGGUUGGUCUCAAAAGUAUUCGCGCAUCCCAAAAAACCGACGACCUCAUUUGGUCGACCACUGCGAUGCUGGUGUCACAGAAGAAGCAUUUGUACCCAGAAUAGAAUCUAGUUCAGCUUUUAUAUCGGUUAAAAUGAUGCCUUUCACUAUUAAUGGCUGCCAAAACAAUACAAAACAACAUGGCGUCUUCAAACCUGUCAGUCAGUAGUAUUUUCAAGCAACUACCGCCAUCUCUAGAUCAGACCAGGUACUUCUGGGACCAUCCUACGUGUCUGAGCUCCAGUACAAAAGUUGCUAUUUGUAUUAAUGAUUUUCGACGUACUUUUACCAGCUAUCGACGCAAAACGUCGUCUUUUAGUUUUGGAAAUCAUUGAUUACGCGAUUUUUUUCGACAAAAUGAAGUCAUUAGAUUCUAAAUCAUAUCUAUAUGGUGGAUGGCCUACCAACUCGAUAUUAAAUUUCUCAAUAAAGAACGAUUACUCAAUUCUUCGACAUUUUAUGACUCAUCGCAAAAAAAAACGAUCUCAAAGUGUUUUUUUUAUUUUAGAAACGAACCUCUGGUUUUUAAUUAAUAGUUAAAUAUCUGGUAAUUUCACUAAAAUAUUUCAUAGUUUUGGUUAAGUAACAAAAAGAUGUUGAUGACACCUUAAAAUACCUUUAUUUAAAAACAUUUUAGACAGUCUUCAAAGAUUUGGCGUUUGAAUUCACGCCCAAAUAAAAAACUGUUUAGUUAUGUUGAACAACGUGAAGUUUGCAACGGAAAUAUUAGUGACAGUCAGACGUAGACAAUGUUGCCAAAGCUACAAAUAUAAAUAGCAACCUUACAUCGAGAUUAAUAUGAAUUAUAAUAUUUUUUGUUAUUAUUUAUAUAUAAAUGUGUUGUAAAUAAAGUUUUUUUAUUUUAUUUUUGUUGAAAAAGUGAGUGUUAUGAAAAAUAAAGGAUUGAUUCUGCGA